AUGGCGGAUCUUCAUGGUAGCAGAGUAACUGAAGCACCCGCUUUUAGUAAGACCGGAGUGGAUUUCUUUGGUCCUAUUCUCAUCAAAGAAAAGAAAGAUAGAAAUAGGAGCUUCAUUAAGACGUACGGCUGCGUGUUCGUUUGUAUGGCUUCUAAGGCUGUACACAUCGAACUUGCGACUGAUCUGUCAACCGAAGGUUUUCUUUCAGCCUUUCGCAGGUUCAUCAGUCGACGUGGUAUCCCAACAGAUGUUUUCUCCGACAAUGGAACCAAUUUCCUUGGAGCUAAUCGAGAGCUGACUGAGAUUUACAAAUUGCAUGAAAAACCUGAGUUCAUUAAUUCAAUUCAAUCAUUCGCUUUAUCCAGACGAAUUUCCUGGCAUUUCAAUCCUCCUUUAUCACCGCACUUUGGUGGUCUUUGGGAAGCGGCGGUGAAAAGCUUCAAACACCAUUUGAGACGUGUACUGAAGGAUCACUUUCUGACUUAUGAACAAAUUAGUACCUUAUUAACUGAGAUCGAGGCGAUCCUCAAUUCGCGUCCUCUUUGCUCUUUGUCCGCCGAUCCCAACGACCCCAGCGCAAUCAGCCCAGCUCACCUUCUUAUUGGCCGACCAAUCAAUUUCUUACCCUCAACUGAUUUUGUUUCAGUGCCGACGAAUCGCCUAUCGACUAUGAAUUUUAUCACAAAGACAAGACAGGAUUUCUCGUCCAGGUGGCAUAAGGAAUACCUAAACGAACUCCAGACACGACAAAAAUGGUUUUCCUCUAAUACCAAGCUAGCUGUCGGUACUGUCGUCAUCCUCAUGGAAGAUAACCUUGGAACCUCUCGCUGGCCUCUGGGAGUGGUGACCAAGGUCUUUCCCAGUAGUGAUGGCAUAUCCAGAGUAGCAUCAAUAACUCUUAAACAUCAAACUGUUUGUAGGUGCAAUCCCGUACCAUCUCUUCACUGUAAAUAUGUUCAACUAGUCAUAAGCUAUGCAAUCACGGAACAGCCGCUCCAACGGAAGGUGUUUCCUCUUAGUUCAAAAAUUGUGAUCAAGUUGUAUGUUUGUUCUAGUCUACUUGAGUCACUAGCGUACUUUAAUGUAAGCGUACUUUAA
Molecule: messenger RNA, 1098 nt
Organism: Phymastichus coffea
Lineage: Eukaryota; Metazoa; Arthropoda; Insecta; Hymenoptera; Eulophidae
Exons: 2
Coding region: 1-1098 (365 amino acids)
Biological process (GO): DNA integration
Molecular function (GO): nucleic acid binding
Source: RefSeq, a predicted model, not a curated record